This is a messenger RNA of Mustela lutreola (European mink), 5839 nucleotides long. RefSeq names its product RNA pseudouridine synthase domain containing 2 (gene RPUSD2). The transcript is spliced from 3 exons. Gene Ontology annotation, molecular function: RNA binding; pseudouridine synthase activity. Gene Ontology annotation, biological process: pseudouridine synthesis. Bases 56 to 1714 code for a protein of 552 amino acids. The record is from RefSeq and is a predicted model, not a curated record. NCBI's taxonomy places the organism in Eukaryota, Metazoa, Chordata, Mammalia, Carnivora, Mustelidae.
GCUCGUUCCCGGUGACGUCCUCACAUCGCGACCCAGCACCGGGGGCCGGCUUGUCAUGUGGCCGGGCGGCUGCCGGUGGCUCCCAGUUCUUCUACAAGGGUACCUCAACCUCGGGCGCCUCACCUCUGCCAGGACUUGGGGUAGUUGUUGGGGUCCGAUGGCGGAAACAUUCUCAAUUGGGGCCGAGGCAGCGAGUGGGCUGAGGGCUCCGGUUCAACAAAACGGAGACGCAGGUGGCGACGCAAGGGGUGAGCGGACCUCCGGGAGUCCGAAGCCUGUGGACGCGGGAGUGGAGCCGCCCCAGGAGGUCGGGAAGCAGACCCCAGUGAGCGAGGAGCAGGCCCCGGUUGCCCCUUCGGGUCCAGGCAAGCGUAAGAAGCGACGGGACGCCACCAGGGAGCGCGUCGUGCCACCCCCGAAGAAGCGGCGGGCAGGGGUGAGCUUCAGCGAUGAGCAUUUUGCAGAGACCAGCUACUACUUCGAAGGCGGCCUGCGCAAAGUACGGCCUUAUUACUUUGACUUCCGGACCUACUGCAAGGGCCGCUGGGUGGGCCACAGCUUGCUCCACGUCUUCAGCACCGAAUUCCGAGCCCAGCCCCUGGCCUACUAUGAGGCCGCAGUCCGGGAAGGGCGCCUGCAUCUCAACGAGGAGCCGGUACAGGACCUCAGUAUUGUGCUCAAGGAUAAUGACUUCUUGAGGAACCGGGUGCACAGGCAUGAGCCACCAGUCACAGCAGAGCCUGUCCGCCUGCUUGCUGAGAAUGAGGAUGUGGUGGUUGUAGACAAGCCUUCUUCCAUUCCUGUCCACCCUUGUGGCCGGUUCCGACAUAACACUGUCAUCUUCAUCCUGGGCAAGGAGCACCAACUCAAAGAGCUACACCCAUUGCAUAGGCUUGACCGCCUUACCUCGGGGGUCCUCAUGUUUGCCAAGACAGCGGCUGUUUCAGAGAGGAUUCAUGAGCAAGUUCGGGACCGGCAGCUGGAGAAGGAGUACGUGUGCCGGGUAGAGGGGGAGUUCCCCGCUGAGGAAGUGACCUGCAAGGAGCCCAUCUUGGUGGUAUCUUACAAGGUAGGGGUGUGCCGUGUAGAUGCUCGGGGCAAGCCCUGUGAGACAGUGUUCCAGAGACUGAGCUACAACGGCCACUCCAGUGUGGUGCGGUGCCGGCCCCUCACAGGCCGCACUCACCAGAUCCGAGUUCACCUCCAGUUCCUGGGCCACCCCAUCCUCAAUGACCCCAUCUACAACUCAGUUGCGUGGGGCCCCUCUCGGGGCCGGGGCGGCCACAUUCCCAAGACAGAUGAGGAACUGCUUCGCGACCUUGUGGCAGAGCACCAGGCCAAACAGAGCCUGGAUGUGCUAGAUCUCUGUGAGGGCGAUCUGUCCCCAGGACUCAUAGGCUCUACAGCUCCCUCCUCAGAGCUGGGCAAGGACCACCUAGGAGAGUUGGCCGCAUCUGCCCAGAAGAUGGAUGGAGCAGUUGAGGCAGCUCCUCAGGUUCUGGACACAAUGGCCUUGGCACCAGAAAAGGCAACUGAAACAGAUGUUGUGAAUCAAGAGAUAGAUCCUCUCUGCGAAGAGUGCCGGCUGGUGCGCCAGGACCCCUUGCCCCAGGACCUUGUGAUGUUCCUGCAUGCUCUGCGCUAUAAAGGGCCAGGGUUUGAGUAUUUUUCACCGAUGCCUGCCUGGGCACAGGAUGACUGGCAAGAAGACUGAGGGCUAUGGCCAAUGGGAGGAUCGCUGCUUGAAUUGGAAAAGGAAUGGGCCAUGGAGUAGGAGCUGACCUCACAGCCUGGUACUCAGGGUUUCUACAGGAGUGAGGCUGGGCUCUGAAAGGAUCUCCUUAUACUUGCUACCUCCUCCUUUCCUCUCCCUCUAGCUAGAGUUAAGGAACUUGUUGGCAUGUAAAUAUAUCCUUUUUUCUAACACCUUGUGUGUCAGGUUUUCUUACCUUUUUUUUUAAUUGAGGUAAAAUUCACAUAAUGUACAAUUAACCAUCUGAAGAUACACAGUUUAGUGACAUUUAGUACAUUCACAAGGUUGUGCAAGCAUCGCCUCACCUUGGAGGUGAGGUUUUAAAACAUUUCCAUCACCCAAACCCAUACCCAUUAAACAGUCACUCCCCAUAUCUCCUUCUCCUAGCUCUAGUGACCAUUGAUCUACUUUCUGUACGCAUUUGUCUAUUUUGGACUUUUCAUAUAAAUGAAAUCCUAUAGUAUGUGACCUUUUAUGUCUGUCUUCUUUUGCUUAGCAUAAUGUUUUUAACUUCUGUCCAAUUUAUAGCAUGUAUCAGUACUUUGUUCCUUCUUUUUUUUUUUUUUUAGAUUUUUAUUUAUUAAGAGACUAUGCACAUGCAUAAGAGAGCACAAGCAGGGGGAGAGGCAGAGGGAGAAGCAGACUCCCUGCUGAGCCUGUGAGGCUCUACCCCAGGACCCUCAGCCUAACUGAGUCACCCAGGCUCUCCACUACUUCAUUCCUUUUUAUGGCAAAAUAAUACUCCAUAUGGGUAUACCACAUUUGUAUAUCCAUCAGUUGAUGAACAUUUGGGUUGUUUCCACCUUUUGGCUAUUGUGAGUAGUGCUGUUAUGAACAUUCAUGUAUAAGGUUGUGUUUGAAUAGAUGUUUUCAGUUCUUUGAGUAUAUACUAAGGAAUGGAACUGCUAGAUCAUAUGGUAAUUCUAUUUUUAAUAUUUUGAAGAAUCACCAAACUGUUUUUCCACAGUGGCUGAGCCAUUUUACAUUCACAAGGAUUUCAAUUACUCUAUCCUCACCAAGACUUGUUAAUUUUCAUUGUUUUGAUUAUAACCAGCCUAGUGGGAGUGAAGUGUUCUUGCAUUGUGGUUUUGAUUUUCAUUUCCCUGUUCAGCAUUAUUGCAUGUGCUUCCUGGCUAUUUUUAUAUCUUUGGAGAAAUGUCUGUUCAAAUCUUUUGUCCAUUUUUUUUUUUAAGAUUUUAUUUAUUUAUUUGACAGAGAGAGAGAUCACAAGUAGGCAGAGAGGCAGGCAGAGAGAGGAGGAAGCAGGCUCCCCGCAGAGCAGAGAGCCCGAUGCGGGGCUUGAUCCCAGGACCCUGGGAUCAUGACCUGAGCUGAAGGCAGAGGCUUUAACCCACUAAGCCACCCAGGCACCCAUGCGGUAAGAACACUUAACAUGAGAUCUACCCCUUAACAAAUUUCUGUGUGUACAGUAUUGCAUAGUUAACUAUAGGCACAAUGUUUUAUAGCAGAUCUCUAGAACUUAAUCAUCUCACGUAACUAAAACUUUAUGCCCAUUUAAUAACAGUUUCCUAUUUCCCCCUACCCCCAACUCUCUGCUUCUAUGUAUUUGCCUGUUUUAGAUACCUGAGAAAAAAAAUUGUUUUCCUUUACUUACUAUUCACAGAAUACUCUGUACUUCAAACAUGUGGAGAGUUUCCCCGAACCAUGCAAUUCUCCCAACACCAGCUGGGUGCCUACAAUUUAACAAUUCUGACACUAUCUACCUGGAGAUAACAUCAGAUCCCACAGGUUAAGGGCCCAGUCCCACAAGAUUGCUCCACAUCAGAUGUCAGUUGCAGACCCAGGUUGUCACCUGUGCUUCUGACCAACCAGAAAUCAGAGAUUCCAACAACCCCCUCCUUGGGUUCAGUUAUUUACUAGAAUGGCUCACAGAACUUAGGAACAGUUUACUUACUAGAUUAUUGGUUUAUUACAAAGAAUAUUAAAGGGAUGGGGUGCCUGGAUGGCUGAGUUGGUUAAGUGUCUGCCCUUGGCUCAGGUGGUCCUAGGAUUGAGCCCCCCAUCAGGCAUCCACUUGGUGGGGAACCUGCCUCUCCCUCUCUCUCUGCUUCUUGCCCCACUUGUGCUCUCUCGCUCUCUCUCAAAUGGAUAAAUAAAAUCUUUUUAAAAAAGAAAAGAAUAUUAAAGAAUAUGACUGAACUGCCAGAUGAGGAGACACACAAGGCAAAGCCUCAAAAGGCCCUGAGGCGGGGCGCCUCGGUGGCUCAGUGGGUUAAGCCGCUGCCUUCAGCUCAAGUCAUGAUCUCAGGGUCCUGGAAUCGAGUCCCGCAUCGGGCUCUGUGCUCGGCGGGGAGCCUCCUUCCCUCUCUCUCUCUGCCUGCCUCUCUGCCUACUUGUGAUCUCUCUCUGUCAAAUAAAUAAAUAAAAUCUUUUAAAAAAAAAGAAAAAGAAAAAGGGUCCUGAGGCAUAGAAGCGUCUGACCCUGAAGUGUUAGGGGUGUGCAAUCCCCUGGCAUGUGAACACCUUCUUGUUCACCAACCCAGAAGCUCUUUGAACUUCAAAAGUCAGUUAGGAUUUUUAUGGGUGAUUCAUUACUUAGGAAAUGAUUGAUUAACCAUCAUUGGUCACUGGUUAUUAAGUCAAUCUUCAGUUGCCUACCCACAAGCCCCCCAAGUUGGUAAGUGGGCUGAAAGUUCCAACCCUCUUAUCAAUAGAGUUGGUUCCCCUGGUCAAUCAACCCCCAUCCUUAAGUGCUUUUCAAAAGUCACCGCAUUAAACUCAACUGUGGUUGAAAGGGAUGUGUAAUAAGUAACAAAAAAUACCUUGAUCAUUCCUGUCACUUAGGAAAUCCCUAGAGUCUUAGGAGCUCUGCCAGGAACAUGAAUGAAGACCAAAUACAUAUUAUAAAUCACAGUAUCACGACACUACAAGUGGAAUCAUCCAGUAUUUGUCUUUUUGUGAUUGGCUCAUUUCACUUAGCUUAAUGUCCUCAAGGUUUGUCCAUGUUGUAGCUUGUGAUGGGAUCUCUUCCUUUUAAAAGUUGAAUAAUAUACCACAUUUUGCUUAUCUAUUCAUCUGCUUUUGGACACUUGGACUGCUUCUACCUCUUGGCUAUCAUGAAUAGUGCUGCUAUGAACAUAGGAGUACAAAUAUCUUUUAAGACUCUACAUUCAAUUCUUUUGGGUAUAUAGCCAGAAAUAGGAUUGCUAGAUGAUAUGGUAUUUCCAUUUUUAUUUUUUUAAAGAUUUAUUUAGUUAGUUAUUUGAGAAAGACACAUGCACAUGAGCAGGGAAGGGCCAGAGGGAGAGAGAGAAGCAGGCUCUCCACUGAGCAGGGAGCCCGAGGCGGGUCUGGAUUCCAGGACCCUGGAAUCAUGACCUGAACCAAAGGCAGAUGCCCUGCUAUUUUUAAUUUUUUUAAACAUUUAUCUACUUAGAGAAAGCAAGAGAGUGUAUGAGCAGGGAGAGGGGCAGAAGGAGAGAGAAGCAGACUCCCUGCUGAGCACAGAGCCCAACAUGGGGCUCAAUCCCAGACCCUGAGAUCAUGACGUGAGCUGAAACCAAGAGUUAGACACUCAACCGACUGAGCCAAUGAGGCACCGCUUUAUUUUUAAUUUUUUGAGGAAACACCAUUUUACAAUCCUGUUAAUAAUGUAAAAGGGUGAGGGGCGUCUGGGUGGCUCAGUCAUUAAGCAUUUGCCUUCUGCUUAGGUCAUGAUCCCAGGGUGCUGGGAUGGAGCCCCACAUUAGGCUCUUUGCUCAGCAGGGAGCCCACUUUCCCUCUCUCGCUGUGUCUCUCUCUGUCAAAUAAAUAAAAUCUUAAAGAAAAUAAUGCAAAAGUGUUCCAAUUUCUCUACAUCCUUGCUAACACUUGUAAUUUUUCAUUUUUUGUUUUCUUAUAAGUAUGAGGAAUUAUUUCAUUGUACUUUUGGUUUGCAUUUCCCCAAUGAUUAAUGACAAUGAACAUGUUUUUCAUUUUCCUUUUGGCCUUUGUAUGUCAUUUAGACAAAUGUCUGUUCAAGUCCUUUAUACAUUUUUCAAUCAGGUUUGAUUUUUUUGUUGAAUUGUAGUUCUUUACAUAUUCUGGAUGUUAACCCCUUAUCAGAUAAAUGAUUUGCAAAGAUUU